AUGGCAGGGGUAAUUUUUGUUAUGGUAAAUGUGAGGGGAAUAAGGGAGGGUGUUAAGAGAAGGGCGGUUUUCGGGUAUUUAGAGGGGGUGGGUUUGUUUGUUUUAUACAGGAGGUUCACCUAAGGGAUAGUGGGGAUGUUUUAAGGUUUAGGAGGGAGUGGGACAAGGGAGAGUCGGUGUGGGGCAUAGGGGGGGUUCAUUCAUCGGGGGUGGGGAUUCUGUGUGGGAAUAGGGAGGUGAAGGUGGAGGGCACUUUUGUGGGAAUGCAGGGUAGGGUACUGGGAGCGGAUGUCACGAUAAGGGAGAGUAGCUAUAGGGUUAUUGUGGUGUACGGGCCACAGCUGGCAACGGGCAGGAGGGAGAUGGUGGACUGCCUGGAGCCGCUGUGUGCUACAAAUAGACACUUGGUGAUAGGGGGGGAUUUCAAUGUAGAUAUAGGGAGGGGGAGGGAUAGUAGUGCAGGAGCCGUCGCCGGACUAAUGGCAAGCCAUGGUCUGGUGAAUGGGGGCCUGUACACUGUUCUAGGGGGGUUGAGCGGAGGCUCGACUAUAUUUUCCUAUCUAGGUCUCUGGGUCAGUUGUCUGGGCGCUUGUUGCCUGUGUUCUUUUCGGACCACGACGGGGUGCUCCUGCAGGUGGGGGCACCAGUCUGCCUCUUCGGUAGGGGGUACUGGAAGUUAGAACGGGAGGUGCUGGAUGGGCAGGCUUUUGUAGAUUUUUUUAGGGGGCUUGAAGGCAUCCGGUCCAUGUGUGAGGGGGUGUUAGAGUGGUGGGAAAUAGUGAAGGUGAGGAUGAGGGUUUUUAUAAUAGGACAGUGGAAGAAGAAAAAGAGGGAGGAAAGGAUGGAGGUGGAUCAUAUCCAGAGGCUGCUAGAACUCGAGCUUGAGGCAGGCAACCUCGGCAGGUCGGCAGACUGGGAGAGAUCCGCUGCCCUAAAGGCGCAGCUAAGGGAGGUGCAUGAGCGGAAGGCUCGCGCUUUCUUGAUGCGGGCGCGUAGUGGUUUUAUAGAACACGACGAAACAUGUUCGGCCCGUGUUCUUUAA
Molecule: messenger RNA, 1042 nt
Organism: Coregonus sp. 'balchen'
Lineage: Eukaryota; Metazoa; Chordata; Actinopteri; Salmoniformes; Salmonidae
Source: the annotation of a GenBank genome assembly